Molecule: messenger RNA, 968 nt
Organism: Cuscuta campestris
Lineage: Eukaryota; Viridiplantae; Streptophyta; Magnoliopsida; Solanales; Convolvulaceae
Source: the annotation of a GenBank genome assembly
CCCUUGGGCGGCGCACUUGAUACGAGUAGUUGCGUAAAUUGUGUAUCCUCCGUUUCUGAACAAAGAGCCAGAGAUGCGCUGCGCCACCUACGGCUUAACACCGUCAAGAAUCGACCUCCCAACAAUCUCCCUUCUUCGCCCUCCUUCCAGCUCCCAGUUCCAACCCGACCCGUUUCCGAAGCUCCGGAUCGCCGCAUCCAUCAGAGUCCAAUCCAAGCCGUCUUCCUUCUACGACCUCCUCGGAAUUCCCGAGACGGGGUCUCUCUCCGACGUCAAGCACGCGUACAAGCAGCUGGCCCGGAAGUAUCACCCGGAUGUCUCGCCGCCGGACCGGGUCGACGACCACACCCGGAGAUUCAUUCGGGUCCAGGAGGCAUACGAGACGCUGUCGGAUCCCGCGAGGAGAGCUCUGUAUGAUAGAGACAUGGCCAAAGGUCUCAACUUCGCCCUCUCCGCUCGUCGGCGUUACUGUGGAGUUGAGUUUAGGCAAUGGAAGAAAAAAGUGAAUGGAGAAAUAGGUGGCAGUCCCAGCUUUCAGAACUAAAGAGAAGAAGCAUGUGUAAAGACGAGUCCAAUGGAUCUUGGGGAGCAACAAUGCGCAGCCAAAGGCGUGAAGCAUCAUCACCUUCCUAAUCUUAAAAUUAAGUUUAUGUUUAGGGCCCGUUUCGUACACGGAAUUGGAAUUGAAUUGGGAGUUGAAAUUCUAUGGAAUUGAUUUGGAUGAAAUUGAAUCCUUCAAUUCCAAUUCAUAGCUUGAAUUUCGUGUACCAAACGGAGUCUUAGCGAAUUUACUAGUGAUUAUGUGUAUAGUCUAUACAACAAGAACAAUAAGAGGCCUAUUUUCAAAUAAGUAAAUAAAACAAUAACACUAAAAUCCCACAAGACCCCGUGUCUUUACACCAACUUUAUGAGGAUGUAGAGAGGCUAUUUCUAAGAGAUCUCGACUAAAAAAAAUAUUUGGUAUGUGU